AAAUUUCCAAAUCCAAUGGCUGGAAAAGUCAUGAACAAUUCUGGAAUCCAUUUGCGGGGGUUAGCCACGUGGCAACUGCUUCUAUGGAGGAGGAACAGUGGGAAGAAAACGAAACUCAAAAAGAUCGAGAGUCGGCCUUGCCGUCGAUGUAUUUGCCGACAAUCAAUCAUAACGUAACGUCUUUGUCCUUACCGCCGGAGUCCGAUUCCGAACCAACAUUGUCGAAGCGUUUCUCUUUCCUCUCUUUUAAACAGAAAUAAAACUUCUUUAUCUUUCUGGUUCUUCUCUUCUUUACAUAUUUCUGUUUCUUUUAUUUCGUUAUUAUUUUCUCUUUAGAGGUUCUUCCGUGUAUUUUUUUUGUUGAACGGAAGAGAUCAUGAUCGUAAUCAAGCUUAGAUUUGCUCUGAACUAGAUCGUAAUUUGGUAUUUGGGCUAAUUUUCUGUUUUCUUGAGGUUUAUUAAUCCGGGUCUUCUCUGAUUUUGAUGUUGAGAUCCUGAAUCUUGUGGGGUAAGGGAUGGSUGAGCAACAAGUGGUUGUUGUUCAGAGCACUGAAGGUGGUGAUAAAGAGAAGAGGAAGAAGCGUCGAAAUCGACGUUCCAAAGAGAAUGUUGAUGUUUCAGGAGUGAUUGACAGUUCACUUAGUGGAAUGCUUGGCAAAACAUCUAGAUUGGAAGAAGGUAGCACCUCAAGUUACAUAGCUUUGUCCAUGAGUGCAUCCUCAUCACAGAAAUACCAGUCGGAUGUCCAUGCAUUGAAAAAUAAUAGACCAUCCAGGGUAUCAAAUGUUUCUUUCUGUUCUUUUCUGACGAUGCAUACCCGUGAUAAGGAAUUGAUGGUUGAUGGGGGUAGUAUGCAAGAUGCUUAUUUCUUUCCAUCUGAUUCAAGAGUAACAAUGUAUUCUAAAUCAUGUCCAGAGCAACUAUGUCAUCAAGAGGCAAAUGGAUCAAUUGUAAAUAAAGUAAAUUUUCCUCUCCGGAACCCUAAAUGUUAUGCUGUUAUGCAGAGAAAGUAUUUUGAUCCUCACUGGUCAGCUGAGACUGUUAAUGAAGCCAUAGAGAGAGGUGAUGUGGUUAGAGCAUCAUUCCAUGUGAAUGCUUAUAAUCGGGUUGAGGCAUACUGCACCAUUGACGGCGUACCAAUAGAUGUGCUCAUUAGUGGAGCUGUGGCUCAAAAUAGAGCUGUUGAAGGAGAUGUUGUGGCAGUUCAGUUGGACCCUUUGCCAUUUUGGACCAGGCUCAAAGGGUCAGCUGGCCAUUUCAAUGAAUCUACCCCAAUGAAUGAUUGUAAUGUACUCCCUGGAGACAUGGAUAUUCUUGGUAAUAACCACAAAGGGAAGGAUAAACUAGAUAUUGAGUCUGAAGAUGCUGAUAGUGGAAGUAGUCUUCCCCUUACUGGGAAGGAAUUUCAUAAUUUGGACAGAGCCUUUGCUAGCGAAGCUGUUGAUGCAGAGCUGAGAGUCGAACCUAUAAGUUAUUGUUGUGGGUCAAAUGCAUGUCAUUCCUCUAUUAUUGACCUUUCAAGUACAGUUUGUUCCUUUGACAAGAGUGAACCUUUAAAUUCAGUAGGAAAGUUAUGUGCCAUGAUAAAUUCUUUCCCAUCAAAGCGACCAACUGGUAGGGUAGUAGCUGUCAUUGAAAAAUCUCCUCGGCGUAACACUGUUGUUGGUUUUCUUGGUGUUAAAAAGUGGCUUUCCUAUAGGGAAGGGCAUAAAAAGGAAAACAAGAAAAACAGGAAUUCUAUAUCAUUCUCUGGUUGGGAAUACAUCCAGUUGAUACCCACUGAUCCAAAAUUUCCUAAAAUGACAGUUUCUGUUAUAAGCUUGCCAAUUGGCAUGAAGACACGACUGGAGAAGGGUGAUCCAACAGUUGAGAUGGAGUUAGUGGCUGCAAGAAUUGAUAAUUGGAAGGAAGAAAGUACUCUGCCAGAAGCCCAUGUCAUGUAUAUUCUUGGACGGGGUGGAGAAAUUGAAUCAAAUAUUGCCGCUAUUUUGUUCCAAUAUGCAAUUCCUGGUGCUGAAUUCUCAUCUGAAUCUCUAUCCUGCCUUCCCAAAACCCCAUGGGAGGUGCCUGUGGAGGAAAUAGAAAGAAGAAAAGAUCUCAGAAAUCUCUGUAUAUUUACUAUUGAUCCUUUUACUGCCAUUGAUCUUGAUGAUGCUUUAUCAGUUGAAAGGGUGUCUGUUGACAUUUUCAGAGUUGGUGUCCACAUUGCAGAUGUGUCAUAUUUUGUUUUGCCAGACACAUCUUUGGACAUGGAAGCUCAAAUUCGGUCUACUAGUGUCUACCUUUUGCAGCAUAAGCUACCUUUGUUGCCCUCACUACUUUCAGAGAACUUGGGUUCACUUAUUCCUGGGGUGGAUAGACUUGCAUUCUCUAUUUUCUGGGACAUCAAUCUUGCUGGGGAAACAGUGGAUCGCUGGAUAGGUCGUACUGUUAUCCGCUCAUGUUGUAAGAUGUCCUAUGAGCAUGCUCAGGAUAUCAUUAAUGGAUUAGUAGAUGUUGAGAGUCCUAAUGACUUCAGAAAUGGGUGUCCAGAAUUGCUUGGGCAGUUUCAGUGGUGUGAUGUCAUCAGGUCUAUCAAAAGCCUCCAUGARAUUUCCAAGAUUUUGAAAGAGAACAGGUUCAAAGGUGGGGCACUGCAUUUGGAGAGUCCCAAGCUGGUUUUCUUGUUUGAUGAAUGUGGAAUACCUUAUGACAGUAUGCUAUGCGAGCGGAAGGGUUCGAACUUUCUCGUGGAGGAGUUCAUGCUCCUGGCUAACAGGACAGUUGCAGAAGUCAUAUCUAGAGCUUUUCCAAGUUGUGCAUUAUUGCGUAGGCAUCCAGAACCUAAUUCACGGAAGCUAAGAGAUUUUGAGUCAUUUUGUAGAAAGCGUGGUUUAGAAUUAGAUGCUUCUUCCUCCGGCCAGCUUCACCAUUCACUGGAAAAGAUCAGAGAAAAGCUCAAUAAUGACCCUACAUUGUUUGAUAUUCUCAUCUCAUAUGCUUCAAAGCCAAUGCAGUUGGCUGCGUACUUUUGUAGUGGAGAAUUAAAAGACAGGGAGAAUGAAUGGUCUCAUUAUUCAUUGGCUGUUUCUCUCUAUACGCAUUUUACAUCACCAUUGCGUAGAUAUCCUGAUAUUGUGGUUCAUCGAACAUUGGGUGCUGUUAUAGAAGCUCAAGAUAUGUACCUGAAGGGACAAAAGACACUGCUUAAAUCAAUUAAGCAGGAGGCAGUUGCAAGGAAUUAUUUCACCAAUAUCUAUUUUGAUAAAAAUGCUAUAGAGUCCAAAGAAGGCCAGGAAGCAUUAUUAGCUGCAGCAUUGAAGUAUGGAGUUCCCUCUACAGAAGUACUUUCAGAUGUUGCUGCUCAUUGCAAUGAGAGAAAAGUAUCUAGUAGGAAUGCUGAAGAUGCUGCUGACAAACUGUACAUGUGGGUUCUGCUGAAAAGGAAAGAUGCUUUUUUAUCGGAAGCUAGAGUUUUGGGUCUGGGACCCAAGUUCAUGUCAAUCUAUAUUCAUAAACUUGCAAUUGAGCGAAGGAUAUAUUAUGAUGAAGUCGAGGGAUUGACUGUAGAGUGGCUUGAGAUGACAUCUGCAUUAGUGAUUGAUUUAUGUACAAGUAAGCGCUCUCAGAACAGAGGUAGCCCUGGUAAAUGCCGAGCACUUGAAGAUGUUGCUUGGAUUAUUAGCUCAUGUGACCUGAAGCCAGAAUGGGAGGCGUUUGGAGAUGUUAAUUAUGAGGGUGGCGCAACCCAGGAAGGAGUUGUUUCUGUGCCAUCCAAAGAUUCUGAGCCUGUCAUUUCAGGUGGUAGUGAAAUUGGUCCUGCUGUUUUUCCUCUGACAGUGCGGCUCCUUUCAACUAUCCCUGUUGUUCUCCAUGCAAUUGGGGGGGAUGAUGAACCACUUGAUAUAGGAGCAAGGUUGUACAUGAGCUCGUAUCUUAAGUGAACCAAUUAUUGGAAUUAGCAUCAGUUGGGUUUGAUGGAGUAUAAUAGGGGGAGUUCGAUGGGUAGAUUGGACAUGGAUAAGUGCCAAUGUAGAUACUAAGUUAAAUGUAUAGUUCAAAUUGAGUAAUAUCCCAAGCUCCAAAUGGAUAAAUAUGGUGUGAAUAAUUGACACUGAAGAUGGAGAUAAUGGUGGUUGUGUAG
Nelumbo nucifera (sacred lotus) is the source of this 4123-nucleotide messenger RNA. Its product is annotated as DIS3-like exonuclease 2. Gene Ontology annotation, cellular component: P-body. The record is from RefSeq and is a predicted model, not a curated record. Gene Ontology annotation, molecular function: RNA binding; 3'-5'-RNA exonuclease activity. NCBI's taxonomy places the organism in Eukaryota, Viridiplantae, Streptophyta, Magnoliopsida, Proteales, Nelumbonaceae. Gene Ontology annotation, biological process: mRNA catabolic process.